Molecule: messenger RNA, 1295 nt
Organism: Tarenaya hassleriana
Lineage: Eukaryota; Viridiplantae; Streptophyta; Magnoliopsida; Brassicales; Cleomaceae
Product: protein YIPF6 homolog
Exons: 3
Coding region: 210-1052 (280 amino acids)
Biological process (GO): endoplasmic reticulum to Golgi vesicle-mediated transport
Cellular component (GO): trans-Golgi network; membrane
Source: RefSeq, a predicted model, not a curated record
AACGACGUAGUACGUCGUCGUUUUUGGUGGGAAAGCACCGUUACGCACGUUUCCUCUCAUCUCUCGUGACAGUGAUUUCCUACUCAUCCUCUCCAAGAUCUGUUCGAAUUCCUCCAUCGGAUCCAACCGGGAAAAUCUUGCCCUAGUUUCCCGGGAAAAUCUUGUUUUUUCCUUUCGAGGAAGAAGAAGAGGAAGAAUUGGAAGGACAAAUGUCGCACAGCGAUACAAUACCUCUUCAUCCUUCAUCUCAGUCGGACAUCGACGAGAUCGAGAAUCUGAUCAUCGACAGUGUACAAUCGGGUCCCGCCACUGUUGUUCCGGUUCCGGCCCGGCCGCCGAGCCCGACCCGUCCGUCGAUACCCGUUUCUUCCUCUCCGUUCAUCCAAUCCAACCUCCCUCCGCCGUCGUCCUCCUCCGCGCAUAAGGUCCCGUCGGUUCCUCUCCCUCCGCCUCUCCCCCCGGCGGGUAACUCCGAAGGCUCUAAGAACAUAGGAGCGAGCGGGUUCGGACCUCCGCCUAACACGCUGACGGAACCUGUUUGGGACACUGUGAAGCGAGAUCUGUCGCGGAUUGUUAGCAAUCUGAAGCUUGUGGUGUUUCCGAAUCCGUACAGGGAAGAUCCGGGGAAGGCGCUUAGGGAUUGGGAUCUAUGGGGACCGUUUUUCUUCAUCGUGUUCUUGGGGCUGACUCUUUCGUGGUCUGCUUCCGUCAAGAAGUCCGAGGUAUUUGCCGUUGCAUUUGCACUACUCGCAGCAGGGGCCGUCAUUCUUACACUAAAUGUGCUGCUCCUGGGUGGGCAUAUAAUCUUCUUCCAGAGCCUAAGUCUUCUGGGUUACUGUCUAUUUCCUCUGGACAUUGGAGCAGUGAUCUGCAUGCUUAAGGACAACGCCGUAAUCAAAAUAGUGGUGGUGAGUGUGACGUUGGCAUGGAGCUCAUGGGCGGCUUACCCAUUCAUGAGCUCGGCCGUUAACCCUAGACGGAAAGCCCUCGCCCUUUACCCCGUCUUCCUCAUGUACGUCUCCGUCGGCUUCCUCAUCAUCGCCAUUGAUUAAAUAGAGAGAAAAAUAAAUCACAGGUACUGUAGUCGUCUGUAUCUGUAAUCAUCUGUACGGAAUCAUGGGGUGUUCUUUAUGUUCAUGUCUGAACAUUUUUUUGACCCCUUUUUGUCACAAACGCCGGUCGAUGUUUCUUUGUAUGUACUCAAUGUGUAUGAAUACGUACGGUCUUUUUUUUGGGGACAUAUAUAUAUACAUGUAUAAUGAUUUUGUAAACGCGAUUUGUCAGGUUUUAAGUGA